AAUAAACUAUGACAGACAGAUAUUUGACUAUUUUUAACCACCACUCUACAACUGGGUAAGACUAAAUAUUUUUUGACAUUUUCAAACUUUCUGUUCAUCCUUCAUUUUUUUCUCUCUCUUUUUUUUAAAAUCAAACUUGAGGAAACAGUCUUUUCCCCCUCGUGAAUGCGCCGUUUGAAUUCACUUUAUUUGAUGCCAUAAUCUGCUCUUUAUUUUAUUUAAUGACUUGAUCCUUUUCUUCUUCGCCUGUCUCUGUAGCUCAGCCUCUUUAACCAUCACAGUUAAUGUCUAAAAAAGCAGUUAACUGCAUUUAAGAAUAUUGGAAACAGAGAGAGGGUUGAAACCAGAAUAAUAAAAUCUCGAACGGAAACCACAGACUCGGUCAGCUUAAUUUUUGUGAUUUAUGUGGCGUAGGCCGAGGCUAGAUGUUCUUUUGUUAUUUUUCCUCUCUCACAGAAAACCGGGAGGGUGUUUUAGUUACUUCUCACUUCUUUAUUUACAGUCCCCCCCUAUAGUAAUGUGUCUAAUCUCAUGCAUACAAUUGAUAGCAUGCCUCUACCAUGAAUCUUUUUGGAGAAAUGCGGCUAGAUAACUCUCUGCGAGAUGAUGCGUCAGACUCCACUGGACUAAUCCCAGUGGAAAAAAUAAUGCCAGUGAAAUUGAAAUAAUGUCCACAUGGUGAUUGAUGAGUAACCCAUUCAUGCAUUUAUCUUGAGAAAUGAUUCGACACUCUCAGUUUGGGGAGGUGGGAUGUCCUCUUUUAUCCACCAAUCUCCUUCCAUUUUCCUCCAUUGCACGGUUUUUAUUGCUUCUCAGCGAGUCUUCAAAGAGCCCGUAGCCUGUAAUUAGGGGGCGGGCUCCCCGUGCCUCAAAACACUUCCCCGCGUUAGUGCCCAACUUCUUCCAAACUGUCCCGGGACUCAGAGCUGCGCUUCUCCCGCUCCCCUCAGCUUCCUUAGGAUUUUGUUUCUCAGGGAUGGCCGCAUCUAUUCUGGAGGUAGGGAAUGUAAUUGAAGACGCACGCUAUGGCUCCAGUCCUCUGGCUAUGUUAACUGCUACCUGUAACAAGUUUGGAAGCACCAGCCCAGUCAGGGAUUCAGCUACACCCGGUAAGACCGGCAGCACCACUCCAGUAAAGAAGCCCUACAACAUGACCUCUGACCUUCAGACAGCUAAAAACGGACGGACCGCAGACGGCAGUGGCCUGGCGGACUCCUACACUGGCUCCUUCACCACAGCUGGAGGAGGAGGAGGUGGCGGGCUGCUCACCCCCACUGGAAGCCCCCCUCCUUCAGCCGGAGGCUACACUACAGAAUAUAACCCUUUCUCCCACUCCUUCCAGACCUCUGUCUCCCAGGACCCGUCUCUUUUAGUGUCCAAGGCCCACGCUACGGCAGACUGCCUCACCAGUGUCUAUACCUCGCUGGAUAUGACGCACCCUUACGGCUCCUGGUAUAAAGCCGGUAUCCAUCCUGGCAUUACUGCUGCCCCAGCUAAUGCCACAUCCUCCUGGUGGGAUGUCCACCCCAACUCCAACUGGCUGUCAGCAACCCAGCCCCAGGCAGAUGGAGGUCUCCAGGCCUCCCUGCAGCCUGUGGCGCCACAGGCUUCCCUUAGCCCACAGCUGCCCAGUUACAGCACCGAUUUUACGCCUCUAAACCCAGCUCCUUACCCCUCUGUGGGACUGGGCUCCUCCUCUCACCUCCUCCAGCCCUCUCAGCACAUGCUGCCCCAGGACAUGUACAAGCCCAAGCCUGUGCCAAGUGCAGGGCUGAUUGAGAGUCCCAUGGGCCUAAAGCCUGCAAGGGGAUCAGGGGGCUACAGCGGAGGGGGAGCACCCACCAGGUCUUCAUGUGACUGCCCCAACUGCCAGGAGCUGGAGAGGCUGGGGGCCUCAGCCGCAUCCCUGAGGAAGAAGCCAGUCCACAGCUGCCACAUCCCAGGCUGUGGGAAGGUCUACGGCAAGGCCUCCCACCUCAAAGCCCACCUGCGCUGGCACACUGGCGAGAGGCCCUUUGUGUGCAACUGGCUGUUCUGCGGGAAGCGUUUCACCCGCUCGGACGAACUGGAGAGGCACGUGCGCACCCACACACGGGAGAAGAAGUUCACCUGUCUACUGUGCAACAAGCGUUUCACGCGCAGCGACCACCUCUCAAAGCACCAGAAGACCCACGCAGAUUCUGCAUUGCAGGGAAAAGCUGUAGCUGUGGAGGGAGACACAGAUCCCCGGAGUGAAGAGACUGCAGAGCUCAACACCAGCGCUGUGCCCACCAACGCUGUCGCUGACCCAAUCACCAACGGAGAUGAGAAGACUGGCACACCUAAUGGAGUGGAGAACAGCAGCGGACUGUUGGAGAUCUGACUUCACUCAGUGUUGUAUCCAGUGAUAUUUUGAAACAUGGUGGGUUAGUUUUUUAUGGUGAAAAAUUGACCUUUUAAAUAAAAAAAAGGGCAGUAUUUUGUUUCAAGACAUACAAAGGAGAUCAGAUCAUGUUUGAAAAGACUUGAUAUAAUAAAUGACUAAGCAUGUUGCAGGUAGCAAUCACUUCAUUUCCUCUGGACCACACACACACACACACACACACACACACACACACAAAUAUAAGAGAGCCUGCAAACAUACAUCAAUGCACAAAUGUUUGCGGGCACACAAACUCAACACACGCACAAUAUUAAGCCACCAUGCCAGCGUGUAUAUGCACACAAAUAUAACAUGCGUACAUGCACAGAAAGAAGUAUGAAGAAAUGUGUAAGCCUAUAUAAUGCAAACAUGCAUGCAAGCACAAACACAAAAGUAUGUCUGCACACACACGUAUAAGUAAACACGCUCAUGCACACAUUUUGUAACCUACACACAUUUUCUGCCUUUCAAAUGAGACAAACCACUGGGGAAAUUUAAUCUGCAAAAGCAGAAGGAAAAGAGCUCUGAAGCCGCAAAAGGAAAGUAGUUUUAGAACGAGACUUAUGGUUAGGAUGAUGGAGUUGAUGGAGCAUUGCAUGCCAGGAGAAAAAUCUGAUUUACAGCUGUACUUUGAUACUUAUUCAUUAUUCUUGAAACAAUCAAUGGACAGUCUUACUUACUGUUUCUUGUUGCCAAAGACAUUUUGAUGUAAAAGGUUUUGCAUUUCACUUUUGUUUGCUGUUUGCUUCUUACUAUGUCUAAUUUAAUUUCAUAUUUACAUAAAUAAUCUAAUUUAUGUCUUAAAUUAUACACAUGGAAGAUUAUCUUGCACCUUGCAGGAAAUAUAAUGCCUGAAAAAAAAAAAAAGCGAGAUAGUUGAAGCUGGCCAAAAAGAAAAUAAAAUGCAUUAAAUUAAGACUUAUUUUUCCUAUUUAUUAGUUAUAACAUGGAGUUUGGGACUAUGUUUUAAAGAUUUAUUUAUAGAUCUUGAGGUUAGAUGUGUGUACUAUUUCUAUAUAAUCUUUGAAUUGUGAAGUCUUCCACACCUAGCAAAGUAAUGAUUAAUAAGGGCUUC
This is a messenger RNA of Thunnus maccoyii (southern bluefin tuna), 3476 nucleotides long. RefSeq names its product Sp7 transcription factor (gene sp7). Bases 977 to 2362 code for a protein of 461 amino acids. The transcript has 2 exons. Gene Ontology annotation, molecular function: DNA-binding transcription factor activity, RNA polymerase II-specific; RNA polymerase II cis-regulatory region sequence-specific DNA binding. NCBI's taxonomy places the organism in Eukaryota, Metazoa, Chordata, Actinopteri, Scombriformes, Scombridae. The record is from RefSeq and is a predicted model, not a curated record. Gene Ontology annotation, biological process: regulation of transcription by RNA polymerase II.